CCUCCGGCGCGGGUCGAUGGCGUCAUCCGACAGCGCAGUUCCCCAGCAUCUUUAGGGCUCCACGAGCAGCUUCUGGAAUCCUCCUGAUCUGACCUGGGACGUAUGGCUGGUCUCGGGCUGUUCGUGUGCCGGGCAGCAGCGGCACAGGCUUGCCGGGUGCUACGUGUCUUUGCCACGAGCCGGAGCCCGCUGCACACUGGCCCGCAGAGCCGCGCAUUCGCCAAGGAGCUCUUCCUGGGUAACAUCGAGCAGAAAGGAGUUUUCCCAUUUCCAGAGGUUAGCCACGAUGAACUCAGUGAAAUCAAUCAAUUUAUAGGACCUGUGGAAAAACUCUUUGCUGAAGAAGUGGACUCUCAAAAGAUUGACCAGGAGGGAAAAAUACCAGUCGACACUCUAGAGAAAUUGAAGAGCCUGGGACUUUUUGGGAUGCAAGUCCCAGAAGAAUAUGGUGGCCUGGGUCUUUCCAACACCAUGUAUGCUCGCCUGGGGGAGAUCAUCAGUCUAGAUGCAUCCAUCACCGUGACUCUGUCAGCACACCAGGCUAUUGGUCUCAAGGGGAUCAUCUUGGUUGGCAGUGAGGAACAGAAGGCCAAAUAUCUGCCCAAACUGGCAUCUGGGGAGUACAUUGCAGCUUUCUGUCUUACGGAGCCAGCCAGUGGGAGUGAUGCUGCCUCCAUCCAGACCAGAGCUGUGUUAAGUGAAGAUAAGAAGUACUAUAUUCUCAAUGGCUCCAAGAUCUGGAUUACCAAUGGAGGACUGGCCAGUAUUUUUACUGUGUUUGCAAAGACUGAGGUGGUUGAUUCUGAUGGCUCAGUGAAAGACAAAAUCACUGCAUUCAUAGUAGAAAGAGCCUUUGGUGGCAUCACUAAUGGAAAACCUGAAGAUAAGCUAGGCAUUCGAGGCUCUGACACUUGUGAAGUCCAUUUUGAAAAUACCAAGGUGCCUGUGGAGAAUGUCCUUGGAGAAGUUGGAGGUGGCUUUAAGGUGGCCAUGAAUAUCCUUAACAGUGGGCGAUUCAGCAUGGGCAGUGCUGUGGCUGGAAUGCUCAAGAAAUUGAUUGAAUUGACUGCUGACUAUGCCUGCACAAGGAAGCAGUUCAACAGAAAUCUCAGUGAAUUUGGGUUGAUUCAGGAAAAGUUUGCACUGAUGGCUCAGAAGACCUAUGUAAUGGAAAGCAUGACCUACCUCACUGCAGGGAUGCUAGACCAGCCAGGGUUUCCUGACUGCUCCAUUGAGGCAGCCAUGGUGAAGGUGUUCAGCUCUGAGGCUGCCUGGCAGUGUGUGAGUGAGGCACUACAGAUCCUAGGGGGCUCCGGCUACAUGAAGGACUACCCCUAUGAGCGUAUGCUGCGAGAUUCCCGCAUCCUCCUUAUCUUUGAGGGAACCAAUGAGAUUCUCCGGAUGUUCAUCGCCCUGACAGGCCUGCAGCAUGCUGGUCGCAUCCUGACUUCUAGGAUCAAUCAGCUUAAACAAGGCAAUGUGAACACAGUCAUGGAGACUAUUGGCAGGAAGCUUCGGGAAUCAUUGAGCCGGACGGUAGAUCUUGGGCUGACCAGCAAUCUUGGCAUUGUACACCGCAGUCUUGAGGACAGUGGCAAGAAAUUUGAGGAAAAUGUGUAUUAUUUUGGCCAGACAGUUGAGACCUUGCUACUCCGCUUUGGAAACACAAUUGUAGAGGAACAGCUGGUGUUGAAGCGAGUGGCCAACAUCCUCAUCAAUCUGUAUGGCAUGACAGCUGUGCUAUCACGGGCCAGCCGUUCCAUCCGCAGUGGGCUACCGAACCAUGACCAUGAGGUUCUGUUGGCCAACAUGUUCUGUGUGGAAGCUUAUUUCCAGAAUCUCUUCAGUCUGUCUCAGCUAGACAAGUAUGCACCAGAAAACCUGGAUGAGCAGAUUAAGAAAGUGUCCCAGCAGAUCCUCGAGAAGCGAACUUACAUUUGUGCCCACCCUCUGGAUAGGGCAUCCUGAGGCUCGGGCAGUGUCCCUAUACUAGCUGCCCCAGGCCAAUAUGAUUUAGCCUCUUUAGAAGCUGGAGAGCAUGGAGUCAAUCAAGUGGUCAUUUAUUGCUUCUGUGUACUGCAAGGCUUUCUCUUUGAAGGUUGAACAGAGAGAAUAGAAUUGCUGAUGGCUCCUUCCAGGGAGGUUUGGCCUCUGAACUGUUUUUAGCCAUGGGCAUCUGAGCAUUUAUUGAGGACCUUUGAACAGAGGUAUCAUACUCCUUUCCCAGCACCUGAUCUCUUGUCCGUUUCCCCUACCUGACUGACUUAACUACUCCCAAGACUUCUGCUGUCCCACUGUCAAAGAGAGCUCAUUAACAAGCUGCCAUCAUCUGGUCUGGACCUAUGAUUCACCUUAGCCAUCUCUAGAUACAUCUUGGCAACUGUGGAAUUCAAGGCUUGAAUACUGUUUUAAACAGCCUUUUCAGGAGGUAGAAAUCUAGUCACCUUCACCUUGAACCUAGGAAACUUAUUGAUGACCUGGUAGGCUUUUGUAAUACUUUUCUGAAGAGACUGCAGUGAUUUUAAAGAAUAAAAAAUACAUGUACUUUUUCAUUCAACAAA
This is a messenger RNA of Jaculus jaculus (lesser Egyptian jerboa), 2561 nucleotides long. RefSeq names its product acyl-CoA dehydrogenase family member 9 (gene Acad9). Bases 103 to 1968 code for a protein of 621 amino acids. The transcript has 18 exons. NCBI's taxonomy places the organism in Eukaryota, Metazoa, Chordata, Mammalia, Rodentia, Dipodidae. The record is from RefSeq and is a predicted model, not a curated record. Gene Ontology annotation, molecular function: acyl-CoA dehydrogenase activity; flavin adenine dinucleotide binding.